AUGGUGGCCGGUGAUGUGGCAAUGAAAGUCACCGCUACCCAAGCUGGGGACCCAUGGAGUGGGUUGGGCGUUGUCGCUUCGGGCACGUUGGCGACGCAAUUAGAGGCCAUUGCGCUCCCAAGGAAACCAGUACGGGCAAGAGGUUACUUGGUACUCGAGAAUACGCCCUGGGAGUGCAGAAGAAGACAACAGCAGUGA
Molecule: messenger RNA, 198 nt
Organism: Pyrenophora tritici-repentis Pt-1C-BFP
Lineage: Eukaryota; Fungi; Ascomycota; Dothideomycetes; Pleosporales; Pleosporaceae
Source: RefSeq, a predicted model, not a curated record